Pongo pygmaeus (Bornean orangutan) is the source of this 2295-nucleotide messenger RNA. It is a transcript of the gene TMEM71, whose product is annotated as transmembrane protein 71. The record is from RefSeq and is a predicted model, not a curated record. The coding region runs from base 383 to 1267 and encodes 294 amino acids. Lineage: Eukaryota; Metazoa; Chordata; Mammalia; Primates; Hominidae. The transcript is spliced from 11 exons.
CAAUUCAUAAUAGACAAAAUAGAACAACAAACAUAAAAUUCCAACUGCUCCCUCUUUUCUCUUUGAAAGAGUCUGAUAGGUUCGAAGAGGGAAGGAUGAAGAGGGAUUUGAAUUAAGGAACUUUUAUAAAGUAAGACAGUCUACUGGGAGUAAAACUUGAAGCAAAAAGAAGGCAGAAAGCACGGAGAGGAGUAAAAACAGAAGGGAAAGGAGCGAAGAAUGGCAAGAAAUAGGACAGUGGAAGUUUUCGGAGAUGACAAGUUAGAGGGAAGAUGAAAUGAGCAAGAAGACAUAGAGACGGACAAUGUAAAGCAAUGGUCAGAGAACGACCGCCAGGCCAAAAAAGAGAAUCUGUGAAGUUUGAGCAAGCGGCCUUCCCAAGAUGUACCGAAUAUCUCAACUGAUGUCAACACCAGUAGCAAGCUCUUCCAGGUUGGAAAGAGAAUAUGCUGGAGAGCUGUCUCCCACGUGCAUUUUCCCAAGUUUCACCUGUGAUUCCCUGGAUGGUGACCAUUCUUUUGAAUGCCGCUCCAUAGAUCCCCUGACAGGCUCCCACUAUACCUGUCGCCGAAGUCCCAGACUCCUCACCAAUGGCUACUAUAUUUGGACUGAAGACAGCUUCCUGUGCAACAAAGAUGGCAACAUAACUCUGAACCCAUCCCAGACCAGUGUUAUGUACAAAGAGAACUUAGUUAGGAUAUUUAGAAAAAAAAAGAGAAUCCGCCAUCCCUUUUCUUCUCUCUUCAACCUCAGUACCUCCAAGUCUUGGCUGCACGGCAGUAUCUUUGGUGACAUCGACUCUUCUCCAAGUGAAGACAACUGGUUGGAGGGGAUCAGGAGGUUGGACACAGACCAUUGUAAUGGAAAUGAUGAUUUAGACUGUUCUUCUCUGACUGAUGACUGGGAGUCAGGGAAGAUGAAUGCAGAGUCUGUGAUCACCUCCUCUUCUAGCCGCAUCAUAUCUCAGCCUCCUGGAGGAAACUCCCACAGCUUGUCUCUUCAGUCCCAGUUGACAGCUUCUGAACGUUUCCAAGAGAAUAGUUCGGAUCAUUCAGAAACCAGUUUGUUGCAAGAGGUCUUCUUUCAGGCAAUCCUGCUUGCUGUGUGCUUAAUCAUUUUUGCAUGUGCAAGAUGGUUUAUGGGAGAAAUAUUAGCCAGUGUCUUCACAUGCUCAUUGAUGAUAACUGUAGCUUAUGUGAAAUCAAUGUUUCUCAGCCUUGCCAGCUAUUUCAAAACCACUGCCUGUGCUCGGCUUGUCAAAAUUUGACAACCAUUUAGGAAUGCCUUCGAUGAAUGUCUUCCAUCUGAAUAUCUGGAAAUUGUCCAACUUGCAGUCUACUGGGAAUCAAGUAUUUUAUUGGAAGGGAGUAAGCGAGUAAUUGAGAAAAAGCCAUUUUAGUUUGACUGUGAUUUUAAAAUGAUCUCAGUUUUUCCAUCAAAAUUAUAAUAUGCUCAUGAAAAUAAUAUUAAUAUGCCUUCCCUUUGCAAACACCAGCAGUUGAAAGAAAAAGGAUGGGGAAUGUGAUGGAAAAGAGACCACCUGGAAUAAAUGUCCCCCUAUGAUUCUCUAAGGCAGUGGUUCUCGAGCUUGAAUUUUCAUUAGGAAAUUCUGUGAGGAGCUUGUAACCAGAUUUCUGGGUUUGCCACAUGCACCUAUCUCUUGUUGAAUUGCUUUAAUACAAUAAUGAGAGCAAGUUUGUCUAACUAAUACCAGCCUGACAACUUGAAUAACAAUAAAUGCAAUUUGUACGUAAAAUAGAAUGCUGCAAAAGUUUGUCAUUCACCUCAGUGGAGUGACUUGAUAUUAGAUAGUAACCGUAGAUGAUGGUUGAUGUGAAAAUGGACAGGAAAGAAGCAUUUUCUGAAAGUUAUAUUCUUUUGAACCACUUUCUAAACCAAGUUUUUAAUCUUCUUGGGGCUCGUAAUUACCUUUCACCUUAAUUUCACUUAAAGAUAUAACACAGAAAAAUGCCUUGAGGACAAAAUGUAGGCAAAACACCAGUGCGCUUUGAAAUGCAUGAAAAUGGUGCAGUUGUACCCUUGAGCCUUGACUCAAGGGCUGUAGAAGAUGUUCCCUUUUCACCCCCCACACUUGGUGCAUGUUCACAAAGCAAAUAUGGGCUGCAAUUCAAAUUUGUUCUAUGUGAUAUUCUCUGAGUAAAAACUCAUACAUGCAGAAAAUUGUCUUUGCUCGAAAUGGUAAUGCCAAAAUAUAACGUUAUAUGUAAUUUGCAUUUAGUACAUUUUUGAUUAAAAAAAUAAACUAAUAAAUAAGUGGAGUCAUCAGCAAAUUUA